This is a messenger RNA of Magnolia sinica, 1602 nucleotides long. RefSeq names its product amino acid transporter AVT1I-like. NCBI's taxonomy places the organism in Eukaryota, Viridiplantae, Streptophyta, Magnoliopsida, Magnoliales, Magnoliaceae. The record is from RefSeq and is a predicted model, not a curated record. Gene Ontology annotation, cellular component: plasma membrane. The transcript is spliced from 3 exons. Bases 10 to 1215 code for a protein of 401 amino acids.
UUAGAAGAAAUGGAUGAAGAAGAAGGUAUAAUAGAGGAGAGUGGGAGUACGUUCUUCCGAACAUUAUUCAACUUAACGAAUGCAACUGCAGGAAUCGGCAUAUUAUCAGUUCCUUAUGCACUCUCACAAGGAGGGUGGUUAGGCUUCAUCAGCUUAUUCGUCCUAGCAACGGUUUGUUGUUACACGGGAAUAUUAUUACAGAGAUGCACUAACGGAAAUGCACAGAUUAAAAGCUACUCAGAUGUUGGGGAGCGUGCCUUUGGACGCAAAGGAAGAAUAAUAACUAGCCUUUUUACGUAUCUUGAGUUAUAUUUGGUUGCGAUAGAAUUCCUAAUUCUUGAAGGUGAUAAUCUAAGUAAAGUACUUCCCAAAGCAGGCAUUGAAAUACUAGGCUGGAAUAUCAAAGGAAGAAAAGAACUCAUCAUGCUUGCUGGCAUUAUAGUUUUGCCAACAAUGUUUCUGAGGAAAUUAAGUCUACUAGCAUAUAUCUCUGCUGGUGGGGUUCUUGCUUCAAUUGCAGUGGUUGUUUCAGUGUUCUGUACAGGUGUAGAGAGCGUUGGAUUUCAUCAGAAAGGAAGGCUCUUCAAUUUUAGUGGAAUUCCAACAGCAAUCAGUAUAUAUGCCUUCUGCUAUGGUGGGCACGCGGUUUAUCCAACAAUCUAUGCUUCGAUGAGAAAUAAAAAUCGAUUCGCCUGUAUUUUGCUGUCGUGCUUUCUUCUUUGCACGAUUAACUACGGAACAAUGGCGGUAACAGGAUAUCUGAUGUUCGGAGAUGAUGUAAACGCUCAAGUGACAUUAAAUCUCCGUGCCAAGAUGGUUAGCUCAAAGAUUGCCUUAUACAUCACUUUGAUCAACCCCUUCACUAAAUACGCCCUGAUGGUUGCUCCAGUUGCAAUGGCAAUUGAAGAUAUGCCCCGGAUAAAUAACAGAAUCAUUAGCUCCCUUUUUAUCUUUUCUAUAAGAACUCUUUUAGUUAUUAGCACCGUCGUUGUAGCCUUAACAGUUCCAUUUUUCGGGUCUCUUAUGGCUUUUAUAGGGUCAUUUUUAAGUAGCAUGGUUUCGAUGGUGUUGCCAUGCUUGUAUUAUCUAAAGAUUUCAUCCGGUCGUGGUUGUAAACUAGAGUUGGUUCUUGUAUGUGGGAUUCUAGUAAUGGGAGUUUUGAUUGCAAUCACUGGCACUUACUCUUCAGUAAAACAAAUUGUAAAACAUUUGUGAAAAAUUAAGGGAUUUGAUAUAACUAUAUAUCCUUUAUAUAUUUUCCCUUCGUGAUUAGGUCAUUAUAUGGUUUUACCAUAUGUUUUGGAAUUUAAGGAAUAUAUAUUUAGUAGAAAAUGAAACCAAGCUGAAAUUUUCAAUAUAAAGAACCAAACAUGGAGGUAUGUGUGUUCAAUGCAUCAUUUGGCAUUGUGGAAAUGGCUAAAGAUGGUAGCCUCCCUCAUUGGAACUCUUGAAAUUUGGCCAUUUGGCCUCAUGCAUAGAAAUAUUGGGUUUACACAUGUAAAUCAACAUACACCAUGACUGUGGACCACCUUUGAUUAAGAUCUAUCGUUCCUUUGACAGAUCUGAUCUGAUAGGAUUGUCCAGGUACAGUGCAUCAAUGGC